AUGCCCUCCGAGCGAGAGAGCACCGCUCGCGCUGUAAUAAUUGCUGAACUCGCAUCUCGACCUUACUGGCACCGACUCUGGAUCGUACAAGAAUGUGCGUUGGCCACUGACCUAUUCAUCCUCUGCGGAAACUCCAUCGCCAAAGCCUCGACUUUAUGGCAUCACAAGACUGUGUUCAACUACACCGGUGAAGAAGCAAUGUGGACUGUUCUCGGCCUCAAAAGCGGAGAGAUGGUAUCUUUAAGCUUGCAAGACGCUGUCAUUAAGUUUCGAGACUGGCCUUGCUUCGACCCGCGAGAUCGUAUCUAUGAUCUUGCCGCUCUGAUCAAGUGGCCAUCGAGGAGGCAAAUCGCCAUAGAUUACAACACCUCCAGUACCGACUUAUGUCGACAGGCCAUGACGUAUUGCAAUGACUCGCGAGGUUUCGAUGCUUUGCUGCAGACUUUGGGUCAACGUAGUGAGGCAUCGUUGGAACUUGCCGGCAUAGCGUUGUGCAAGAGCAUGCAGGACUUUCGCACCGUUUGCCGGCUUCUUAGUCUGACCAAAACCGAUGAUCAAGAUACGAUCCAGGCUGCCAUGACUUUCUUUCGGAGUAUCAGAGAAAUAAAGGACCUGGAAAUUGUCGCGCAAUUCAAAAUUACAAUCCAAGAACGCAUGAAGCUGGCGUGGGAAAAGCUAUCCCUUUGCUCUGGUGGCGCAGACGUUCGCACACUUGUACAGACGCUUGAUGUUGCAGCUGCUGUUGAUCUGGCAUUUAUCCAGGCUGCCAUGCUACGAAUCGAGCGUGACUGGGACCGCUUGAAGAGAGCAUUCCUUCUAAGCUCAUCGUGGGUAUCAGAUUACGAUCGACUGCAUCUGUGCACAAAGCUUGUCCACCCUGCGAAGAGCAAGCAUCGCUGGUUCAUAACGUGGGACUGGCCCACAGAAUCGACCGCAACUCCCAUGGAGCUUUACUUCACGACGGAGGAGUUUCUGCUUCUCGCUACUUCCAGUAACAUUCCUGGUCGACCUCGAUACGCUUGCAAUCAAAAUGUGCGAUCUUUCGUCAAGCUUGAGGAGGCUUGGGUGAAAGACGAGUCGUUCUCGGAGCAGCAGGCCAUGUGUGAUUCUAUACACGAGAAUCCCUAG
Messenger RNA from Fulvia fulva, 1128 nucleotides. RefSeq lists its product as uncharacterized. NCBI's taxonomy places the organism in Eukaryota, Fungi, Ascomycota, Dothideomycetes, Mycosphaerellales, Mycosphaerellaceae. The coding region runs from base 1 to 1128 and encodes 375 amino acids. The record is from RefSeq and is a predicted model, not a curated record. The transcript has 2 exons.